Messenger RNA from Rhipicephalus sanguineus (brown dog tick), 1119 nucleotides. RefSeq lists its product as uncharacterized. NCBI's taxonomy places the organism in Eukaryota, Metazoa, Arthropoda, Arachnida, Ixodida, Ixodidae. Bases 1 to 1119 code for a protein of 372 amino acids. The transcript has 2 exons. The record is from RefSeq and is a predicted model, not a curated record.
AUGACAUCCUCCGACCUCUGUGCGGCACUUCUGGACUUCACCAACGCCUAUGGGUCGGUACCCCACCAGGCCCUCCUGGAUGCCCUCAGAGGAUCCGGUGCCGGAGACGUCUUUACCGACCUGAUCGCGGACCUGUGCCGCGAUCGUCGCCGCCGAGGGGGACACCGAGCCGGUGCCCAUACUGGCCGGUCUACGCCAGGGCUGCCCCCUGAGUGGGCUACUCUUCAACCUGUGGUGGACCCGAUCAUCCAUGACGUCCAAGGCGAGGACGACGCCCACAACAUCCUGGUAUACGCGGAUGAUUUGACUCCCCUCGCGCCCAACCCGGACCUUCUUCAGCGCCGCAUUGACAGGGUCGAGGUGCUUGCUACCUCCCUCGGCCUGUCUUUAAACCCGGCCAAGUUUUCGUCCCUGCACCUUAGCAGUCGGACACCUGUUGCACUCCGGGACUACCAGCCCCAGCGCUUUUUUGGGCGCCAGGUUGGAUUCCACCCCGUCACCGCAACCGGCAACGUCACUGACGACGCGAUCUCCCAGGCACGGGCCAUCCUUACAUCUAUGUCGGCCCCUUGGCAAGGCCUCGAUGUCGUCCGUACCUUUGUGUACCCGGCAUUGAAUUUCGCCAUGCGGUGCGCUGUGCUGACAAAGACUGACUGGCGCCGCCUCGACGACGCCGUUCGGCCCCUAGUCAAGCGCAGCCUGUACUUGCCGGAGAACGCGUCGACUCAUUACGUAUACGGAAGCGCCGCCGCAGGAGCUGUUGGUCUACCUGCUGCAGCCGAGCUGAGCGACAUCUUUCGCAUCGACUCGGCGUUUAAGCUCCUCACCACUGCUGAUAGGGAGCUGCGGGACAUGGCGCUCUUGGACGCUUAUUCGGUGGUGUCAGGGAUGACAAGAGAAGUGGAAACAGAAGAGGAAGGCCAGAGAAGAAAUGAAUGGAAUACGAAUAAAGACAAAUGGCAAAGGAAAAAGAAGCGACAGGUGCGCGGGGGAGACGCCAUCUUGGAGGGCUGGCGCGCGCAGAGGAGAACGGCGGUGAAGGCGACGGUGAAGAUAGCCGAUGGUCCGCGCAGUCUGGGCCGCCGAAGUACUAGCCUCGGCGAGCAGCGGUCUUCAUGA